Python bivittatus (Burmese python) is the source of this 394-nucleotide messenger RNA. Lineage: Eukaryota; Metazoa; Chordata; Lepidosauria; Squamata; Pythonidae. The record is from RefSeq and is a predicted model, not a curated record.
AGCGCUGGAUCCAAGCCUGGAGGGGACAUGGAGAGACUGGAAGGCCACUCACAGUAAAGAAUACAUCAAGCAGGAGGAAGAAGCCUUCCGAAGAGCUGUGUGGGAGGAGAAUCUGCGGAUGAUCCAAGACCAUAACACCCAGGCGGACCUGGGGAAACACACCUACUGGCUCGGCAUGAACCACUUUGGCGAUUUGACCAAUGAAGAGCUGAACAAGAGGCUGCAUUGCCUGCUUCCUGACUCAGAUAACGUAACUAGAGACAACAUGAUCAUGUUCAAAUCCUCAGAAAAUCUGCAGAUUCCUGACAGCAUGGACUGGAGAACCAAAGGUGGUGUUACCAAGGUCAAAGAUCAGGUGGGUCCUGGUGGGUGGUUCUGGGCAAGCAUGGAUUGA